UUUUUUAUUCAAUCGAGUUAUUUUCCUUUAAUUGUUUAUUACUCUUUUUUUAUUUGGUUGCAAGCAUUCAUAUACCCCGCAAAUUCAUCCCGAUACACGUGCAUCAAAAUUGCCAUGGAUUUAGUGACGCAACAAUUUAUGGACUAUUUCAGCGAAUACGCAUUUCAACUUUCGUGUCCUUCAUCCAACGCGGAUGGCAACGAUAAUACGGCUACCGGUCCAUCUCGCAUGGCCACCAAUUUGUCGUCAUUUUCCAUUAUUCAGGAAACACCGAAACGGAAUAGCCGAGGUGUCACCAUCACAAACAAGUGCAAGUCGCACAAACCUUCGAUCCCACCCAAAUCGACGGAAAUCAAAUUCAAAAUCGAAUCCAUCGGGACUCAGCCCGAAGAAGAUGAUGAUCCUGCUCAGUGUCCUGCACGGACAAGACCUUGUUGGCCACGACAAAUCAUUACAUGGUGGAAACCCUCGCAUCCCCAGGAAAAGCCACCUUACUCUUACGCCACCUUGAUUGCACACGCCAUUUUAACCAGUCGAGAUGGUCGACUCACCCUCAGCGGCAUUUACCGAUGGAUUUCGGAAAACUACCCGUUUUACACUCUCGGGCUUCGGGGUUGGCAGAAUUCGGUUCGUCAUAACUUAUCGCUCAAGAAAUGUUUUACCAAAAUCGAACGACGACCUACACAGGCCAAUCCCGGCAAAGGUUGCUAUUGGACUUUGGUCCCGGGAUCCGAGCAGGAGUUCAUCGACAAUUUAACCAAAGCAGGCGGCCACAGCCGAAAACAUCAUGACAUUGGUCUCACCGCCGACCUUUCCAUCAACCAUCGACAAGGCUCUUGUUACUAUGCCAACGACAUCCUUCCUCCUUCCAAUCAUUCCUUUACAUCUUCCUCCUCUUCCUCCUCAUUUUAUUCGCAAACAAAAUUACCUCAUACCAACAUGCUCAUUACACGACCUGAAGAUUUUGAAAAGAAAAAACAUCGUUCUUCAAGCAACGAUCACAAGACCCGCAGCGCUUGCCACUCUACGGAAAAGGCCCCCACUGCCACCGCCGCCAAGGUCCCCCGUGUGAGAGGGUCAUCCAUGUACACAACAUUCCGCAUGUCCAAUACCACCCUCGAAAUGAUGGAUGCGCGUCAAGAUACCAACAAGUCCGAAAGCUACCCGAAGCGACGGCGCAUCAAACGAAGAAAGCACCGACGCCACGUGGAACCGGGUUCGUACUGCGAGUCCGAUUACGAUUCCGGUGUCGAUGUAGGCAACGAACACCUUUCAGGCCAUUACCAAAAGCGUCACAAGAAAACAGAGCCGGCAGAAAAGGAAAUCCAUUGCGAUGCUGGGACUGAUAAUGCGGUCGUCAAAUCCGCAGCCGAGUUUAGCUGGAAAGAUCUCAUUGAUAUCGAUCUCGCCGAGAUGCCUGACCUCAGCUCCGGUUACGAUUUGCCACUGGACCAUGUACUCCCCAUGCCCGCUACUCAUCCGUACCCCGAGUUACCCGACUAUUUGGAUCCAACCAAGACUGCCCAGCUUUUCGACGAACCGUGUAUGUCUGUGUGGCCAAUGUCCGGAGACACCUGGCAAUGGAAUCCGAAUCACAUGCCUCCUUCCUAUCCCACUCUACUGACAGCGUCCUUUGACCCGGAGCAAACCGCGGAAACCAAUGGCUUGGAGCAUGACACUUGCUCAGGCGACAAGGUCGAAGAAUGUCUACGAGAGCUUUUGAAUUUCCAGCAACAGCAACAACAACCACUUUCGCAAGACCAGACAUCCUCGGCUUCCAAAUUCCCAGAACCCAUUACGAUCAAUUUGAAUGAAGAUGUUAUGGCGCGGUAUCUGCAUUUUGAGGAGGAUACAGACGAUGAGCCCGGGAAUUUUGAUGACAGCGGUCAAAUCGCCCUGGACAACAUGCCCUCGUUGUCAUAUCAGAAUUUCAAUCUAUUCCCAUCCCACAAUGACAUAUUUAUAUAGUAUAAAUAAAUGUAUUUCAACAUAUUGUACAAUAACCUAUCAUCAUCAUUUAAUAUAUCUCCAUAGCCAUGGUAUUCGCACUGUGCUGUAUUUUCAAAAAGAG
Molecule: messenger RNA, 2071 nt
Organism: Radiomyces spectabilis
Lineage: Eukaryota; Fungi; Mucoromycota; Mucoromycetes; Mucorales; Radiomycetaceae
Exons: 2
Coding region: 115-1968 (617 amino acids)
Biological process (GO): regulation of transcription by RNA polymerase II
Molecular function (GO): RNA polymerase II cis-regulatory region sequence-specific DNA binding; DNA-binding transcription factor activity, RNA polymerase II-specific
Source: RefSeq, a predicted model, not a curated record